Epinephelus fuscoguttatus (brown-marbled grouper) is the source of this 2675-nucleotide messenger RNA. It is a transcript of the gene zbtb14, whose product is annotated as zinc finger and BTB domain containing 14. The transcript is spliced from 11 exons. NCBI's taxonomy places the organism in Eukaryota, Metazoa, Chordata, Actinopteri, Perciformes, Serranidae. The coding region runs from base 164 to 1471 and encodes 435 amino acids. The record is from RefSeq and is a predicted model, not a curated record. Gene Ontology annotation, molecular function: DNA-binding transcription factor activity, RNA polymerase II-specific; protein binding; RNA polymerase II cis-regulatory region sequence-specific DNA binding. Gene Ontology annotation, biological process: regulation of transcription by RNA polymerase II. Gene Ontology annotation, cellular component: nucleus.
CGCUGCCUGCGUGCCCCUGCAGAGUGUGCGUGCUGGCGCAAAGCGCGGCCUUCCGCUCUGUGCUCGUCCUCAUCAACAACAACAACAACCGGACAAAGUGUCUACCGGCUGCCGGUGCGCUGACACACCCAGAGGAACCCGCUGACACCGGCCCGCUGUGACGAUGGCAGAGACGGUGAAGUACGUGGACGAUGAACAUAAGAGCAUCUUCUUGAAGCUGCUGAACGAACAGCGACUGGAGGGCGAACACUGCGACAUCGCCGUGGUGGUGGAAGACGUCAAGUUCCGUGCUCACCGCUGUGUGCUCGCCGCCUGCUCCAACUACUUCAAAAAACUCUUUAAAAAACAUGAGGUGGACAACUCAUCUGUGAUUGAAAUUGACUUCAUCCGCUCUGAUAUCUUUGAGGAGGUGUUGAACUACAUGUACACCGCAAAGAUCUCUGUGAAGAAGAGAGACGUCAACCUCAUGAUGUCAUCAGGACAGAUCCUCGGCAUCCGCUUCCUCGACAAACUCUGCUCCCAGAAACGAGAUGUGUCAUCAGAGGACAAAGAGAAGUUUCCUUAUGACAUCGUAAAGAUGGCGCUGCCGCCUGAGGCUCAGCUGGCUGCUGACGCUGAGGUGCUCGGCGAGCACGAUGACACUCCCACUACAGAAGACCUGGUCGAGGCGUCUGCCAAUCAGGAGCUGGAUAAGUCUCCGAGUGCAGCACUGCGCGUCCAGGAAGCCAUCCUGAAAGAACUGACCAAUGAGGAUGUACACAAGGUGACCUGCUACGACCAGGAUGUGGUGACAGAAAUGGAGGCGGAACCUAAAGAGCUGGGGGCAGAGCACCACGCCACACAAACACUGACAUUUGCAGACAGUAUGGGGGAGGUGAAGGACGAGCAGCCGCCCGGCUGGUCGACGGCCACGACCGACAUGAAGUUUGAAUAUCUGCUGUACGGACACCGAGAGCAGCUUGCCUGCCAGGUGUGUGGGAAGACCUUCCUGGACGAGAGCAGACUCAGGAAACACGAGAAGCUUCAUUCAGCAGAGCGCCCGUUCGCCUGUGAGAUCUGCACCAAAGCUUUUACCACCCAUGCUCACCUGAAAGAACACCUGAAGAUCCACACGGGCUUCAAACCGUACAGGUGUGACGUUUGUGGGAAAUCAUUCAUACGAGCUCCAGACCUGAAAAAACACGAACGAGUUCACAGCAACGAGAGACCGUUCGCCUGCCAGAUGUGUGACAAGGCAUUCAAACACAAGUCCCACCUAAAGGAUCAUGAGAGGAGACAUAGAGGAGAGAAACCGUUCGUCUGUCCGUCCUGCACCAAGGCCUUCGCUAAGGCAUCAGAUCUGAAGCGUCAUGAGAACAACAUGCACAGUGAGAGGAAACAGCUGAAUCCAAUGCAGAGCGACACAGAAACACUGCAGGCUGCUGCCAUGGCUGCAGAGGAACAACAUCUGGAUGGCAUCAGCUGCUCCUAACAUCUGGACAUCAUCAGCUGCUGCUCCUAACAUCUGGACACGUCAGCUGCUGCUCCUAACAUCUGGACAUCAUCAGCUGCUGCUCCUAACAUCUGGACACGUCAGCUGCUGCUCCUAACAUCUGGACACAUCAGCUGCUGCUCCUAACAUCUGGACAUGUCAGCUGCUGCUCCUAACAUCUGGACAUGUCAGCUGUUGCUCCUAACAUCUGGACACGUCAGCUGCUGUUCCUAACAUCUGGACACGUCAGCUGCUGCCCCUAACAUCUGGACAGCAUCAGCUGCUGCUCCCAACAUCUGGACACGUCAGCUGCUGCUCCUAACAUCUGGACAUGUCAGCUGCUGCUCCUAACAUCUGGACAUCAUCAGCUGCUGCUCCUAACAUCUGGACACGUCAGCUGCUGCUCCUAACAUCUGGACAUCAUCAGCUGCUGCUCCUAACAUCUGGACACGUCAGCUGCUGCUCCUAACAUCUGGACACGUCAGCUGCUGCUCCUAACAUCUGGACAUCAUCAGCUGCUGCUCCUAACAUCUGGACACGUCAGCUGCUGCUCCUAACAUCUGGACAUCAUCAGCUGCUGCUCCUAACAUCUGGACAUCAUCAGCUGCUGCUCCUAACAUCUGGACACAUCAGCUGCUGCUCCUAACAUCUGGACACGUCAGCUGCUGCUCCCAACAUCUGGACAUGUCAGCUGCUGCUCCUAACAUCUGGACACAUCAGCUGCUGCUCCUAACAUCUGGACAUGUCAGCUGCUGCUCCUAACAUCUGGACAUGUCAGCUGUUGCUCCUAACAUCUGGACACGUCAGCUGCUGCUCCUAACAUCUGGACAUGUCAGCUGCUGCUCCUAACAUCUGGACAGCAUCAGCUGCUGCUCCCAACAUCUGGACACGUCAGCUGCUGCUCCUAACAUCUGGACAUUGUCACUGUAUUCGGGGUGCUUUGAUUGUAUCUUCAUUGAUUCUUUGAUGUAAACAGAGUUGAAGUCGUGGGUUUGUAUGAUUUUUUUUUUUUCCUGAACCUGAUGUGACUUUAACUUGAAUUGAUGACCUCAGCAAUCAUGUGAUGAACAUGUUAAACAUGGACACCUCCGUGUCCUCUGGCUUCAUGUAUGAUUUGUAAUGUCUGUACAGAAAGGCUCCAUUUUGUGUCGUUGUAUAUAAAAUAGUUCUGUUCAGUUUCAUGAGCAGAGCGACUGUUUUUAAA